UUGUCAUCAGCAACAUAUCGGUGUCACCAUGGCGACAGUUAGCAACGCGUGUGUUUUGAAGUUGCGUUUUCGGCGACGAUCAUGUAACCAUCUUGGACGGGCACUUUCCAAAGGUUCACAUCGCUUUCAACGAUGCGAGCUGUCGCGCUCUGGGUGGACAAAGUCCAUGACCGGGAGAACAACGAGCAAUGGUAAACAUAAUGAUCGAAGUGUCGAACACUGACGCCUUUGUGCCGGCUUCGUAUUGCUGUCCUCUCAGCACACUAGCGUUUUCCUUGUAAUCAAGAACUAAGCUUGAGAAUGCCUUCUGACAGUCGAAGUGAGAAAUCUAUAUAGAACUCGUGAAGUUAAGUGUCCUUGUGUUAUGACUAGCGGAGUUGCUGAAUUGUAGCUCCUGCAAUGCUUGACGAAAACCAGUGACAGUUCGGUGCAGUAAAGUUAUCUACGCAUUCUAACGUACGUGAGACAUAAAAUUCUACCAGGAAAGUCGUGCGUAUUUCUUUUUUUUUUUCACUACGUUUGCUGCUUGCUACAUGGAAAAAAAAAGCAAAGCAACGCAAAUUGUGAGGCACACGUCGAGAACAACGUCCGCCGAGAUCGAGCUCCUCUGGCCCGCAAGGCUUUCCAGGUCGUUACAUGAUGUCGGUGUCGUCAGACAGAUCACUCAAGUCUACAGAAGUUUACAUAAAGACCGUUAGAAAUUUUGAAGAAUUUCCGCCAGGCCUUAUUGCCAGUGUUAUCAAAGUUGAUUGCAACUAUAUUGAUCAUGCGAGCUUCAAAAAGCACUCUAGCUCUCGCACAAGGUCUCGAUUUCUGCAUCUCAACAAGUAUUCUCGUCUGCCUGCGGCGAUCAUUAAAAAUCAUCCGCGCUCACAUAAUUAAGGCGUGAAGGACGCGAGCGUGGAUAUGAGCUUUUAGCUUUUGACACUGUAAAAUGAUGCAUGCAAUUUCAUAUCACAAUAUACUAAUGACAUCAUGAACGAAUGUUUCAUGAGUGCAUUUAUGAUAUCAAUCUAUAGAAACAAGGGAAGGGAAACCAAUGAGAUUAGCUGUGCAUUAGAUUAUUAGCUUGUUUCUGGGUGACAUAAGUUUUUUGCAUCCACCCACUUGGCAGGAAUGUACUGCGCACUACUUGUUUCUGGGUUAUUUGGUUAAUACUUAUCACGGUGUAAUGAGACGCGAAACAAAGCGGCAAUCUUUCCUGUCCCGGUCUUACUUCGCUUUAUUUAUGUCCCGUUACAACGUAAUAAAUACCGUGAUACCAUGUAUUGAGGACAUGUGACUGCAGCUUACUAUGGUAACAAAACUAAUUAUUGCACUUUCGUAAUUUUGCGGAACAAGCAGGCUGCACGGCAGUGGUGCAAUCGAGAUUGUACACUGCUGCAAGUGAAGCAUCUCUCAUGAAGUGAAGAAAUUUUCCACACUUUCUGAGAGUGUUAUCUUGUUGCCGAGUUGAAGACAUUCAACUGGUCCAAUCAUUUGUAACCUGUUAAAAUAAUCAGAGUCCGCGGGAACAAGAAAAGGGAAUGGUCAUGUGAACUAGGCUUUGGACUACCUAUAAGUUAUAAUUUCACUUGGAUGGCGAUGUAAGAAAGGCAGAAUAGAGGCUGGAUGUCUCAGAUUCAAAAUUUGCUUCUGGCUGUUUUGCUGGAUUGAUUGCGGCAGUGCAGGUGUGGAUUGCCGUGCAACCAAGUGGUCCUGUAUUAUAGCAGGGUUCCAUGUAGAAAGCCUGUGCGCUGAGAUGUCAACCUAUGUUAAGAAAAAUUGUUUAAUCUGUGCAGCCUUCCACAGUAAUGGCCCCAGUAAGUCACUCAAUCAAUAAGUUUUUUUUUUCUUUUUUUAAUUUCAGAAAUACACUUGUGAAAGACAGCAUUGGUCUAAGCACAUUACGCUUGUUGAUCAGCCAGGCAGUGGAUGUAACAUUUAAAUAUGUCUCAUCACAUCACUUGCUACAAUAUAUUUUUACAAAUUCAGAACAGUCAUCUGAACGAAAAUUAAGAAGUAAAUGACAUUCCAGGUGUAUACUAUGGCUGCUUACAAAAGCAAAAUUUAUACUUAGGAAUCAAAACCAGUGUUCUGAAAAAAAAAUAAUUAUUUGAUGCCUAUGUAUUGCAGUACAUGAAAGGACCCUUAUACUGCAUUCUACAAUCGCACACUAUUUUCAAAUCUCUUAUGCGUUUUUCUUUUGGAAGUAAUUCCAAACAAGCCAUCGUCAAUUUGAUGAAAAACUGUUGGAGCGUAAUGUUCACGUCUCUUGUUAGUAUAGCAACGAGGUUUAGUGAAGUGCUCUGUUUUAUGUAAUGUUACAUUUAUGGGAACAAAUAUCUUAAGAUCACUAAAGGAAUAACACUGCAUAAGCACAACAAAAUUAAAAAAUUGCAUUCGUUGCUGAACUGCAGGUCAAGGUCCAUCAGGGCAUUAAAAACAACUGAUGAAUGUUUAGAGGAUGCUUGAGAGGAAUAUUAAAUUGUACAUUAGAUACAUUAUUGCAAUAUUUAAGUGCCCUGUCUUAUGCUGAGAGAAGCCUUGAUGAACCAGAAAGGACAAAACGAAAGAAAGAUCAGUGGCCUUGUGUACACGAAUAUAGUGAAUCGUUUGCUGGCAAAGAGGGGCAAUGUCACAUUCUGUAGUAAUCAAAGGCUCAACCUGGCACGCUUUUAAAAUGUCCCUUGCACCAGAAUGGCCAAAAUACAAGUUUCUUGGCCAAAUGUUAAUAAUAGGGUCUUGAAAUUGUCUGUGUAUUCUCACAUUUUCUUUUUGUCCUCAUUUUAUUUCCAUUCAUUAUUAGAGGCUCUUGCUUCUUUCUUGCACAGCAUAUAUGACCUGGUCUUCAAGCCGGAUGGCAGCCAACUCAUAGUCGCGGCUGGCACGCGGGUCCUUGUGUACGACACGUCAGACGGUGCGCUCGUUCAGCCACUGAAAGGUCACAAGGACAGCGUCUACUGCGUCUCUUAUGCCAGAGACGGCAAACGUUUCGCGUCCGGAAGUGCCGACAAGCAGGUCAUCAUCUGGACGGCGAGCCUGGAGGGCAUUCUCAAGUAUUCACACCACGACUCCGUUCAGUGCCUUACUUACAAUCCUCUCACCCACACACUUGUCAGCUGCUCUUGCUCCGAUUUUGGGCUGUGGUCUUCAGAGCAAAAGUCGGUCUCCAAACACCGCACUAGCGGAAGAGUUACCAGUGCAAGCUGGAACCCGGAUGGCCAGUUCUUGGCACUUGGACUCGCGACUGGCAGUGUCACCAUCCGUGGAAGGUCUGGAGAAGAAGUUGUGCGCAUUGACAGACCUGGUGGACCGAAGGCAGCAGUUUGGGGCGUCUGCUGGAACCCUGUGAAGGAGGAAGGUGUUGGAGACGUCCUUGCCGUGGCUGACUGGGCACAGACGCUCAGCUUCUACAAUGUGGCCGGCCAGCAGACUGGCCGCGAGCGAGCCUUGGGCUUUGACCCAACAUUUGUCAGCUACUUCCCCGGUGGCGAGUACCUCGUGGUGGGCGGCUCGUGCCGUGAGGCUCGCGUUUACACUCGAGAUGGCAUCUGCGUAGGACCUGUCUCUCAGCAAGCCUCGUGGGUGUGGUGCUGUCAAGCGCGCCCGGAUGCCAGCCACCUGGCUCUGGGCUGUCAAGAUGGCACAAUCGCCUACUUCGAGCUGGGCUUCUCCACAGUGCACAGCUUGUACCGCGAACGGUAUGCCUACAGAGACAACAUGACAGACGUCAUCAUUCAGCACCUCGUAACCGACGAAAAAGUGCGAAUCAAGUGCCGUGACCUGGUCAAGAAAUUGGCAAUCUACAGGCACCGACUUGCGGUCCAGCUGCCUGAACGAAUCAUGGUGUACGAGCUGAGUACCGAGGCCUCUGACAUUAACGACAUGCACUACAGACUGCGAGACAAGAUCGUCCGCAAGGUGGAGUGCACCCUGCUGGUCGUCUGCUCUGAGCACCUUGUUCUUUGCCAGGAACGGCGGCUGCAGUGUCUGCGUCUCCGUGGUGGUGCCUGUGAACGGGAGUGGGUCCUGUCAUCGGCGAUCCGCUACAUCAGGGCUCUCGGUGGCCCCGUCGGCCGUGAGGGCCUCCUGGUUGGCCUGCGGGACGGGCAGGUGUUGCAGCUGCUAUUGGACAACCCCUUCCCGCUUUUCCUCGUCAAGGUGACAAGCCCAGUGCGUUGCCUCGACCUCAGUGCAGAUCGCACACGCCUCGCAGUUGUGGAUGAGAAAGGCACCUGCCUUGUCUACCAGCUGGCCUCAAGGCAGCUGCUCUUCCAGGAACCCAACGCCAACAGCGUGGCAUGGAACACCGAGAACGCUGAGCUUCUCUGCUUCACUGGCAGUGGCACGCUCGCCGUCAAGGCUGGAGAGUUCCCCGUGCUGAGACAGAAACUGGAGGGCUUUGUGGUUGGCUUUGGGGGCUGCAAGCUCUUCUGCCUCCAGCACAACAGCGUCACCACUGUCGAAGUUCCCCUGUCACCAUGCCUUUACCAGUACAUUGAGAAAAACCGCUUCAGGGAGGCCCUCACCAUUGCCUGCUUGGGGGUGCCCGAGGAGGACUGGCGAUACCUGGCCAAGGAGGCACUGGAAGCCCUCGACCUGGCUGUGGCCAAGCGGGCAGCCGUGCGUCUCGGGGACCCCGCCUUGCUCCGAUUGGUGCGCUCGCUCCAGGAUCAAGAGGCCCGUGGCGAGAAACGAGAAUCCCUGCUCGGAGACGUGAUCGCCCAGCAAGGCCGGUUCGCAGAGGCCGCCAGGCUAUACAAGAAAGCUGGCCGCAACUCCAAGGCUGUGGACAUGUACACGGACCUGCGCAUGUUUGAUCUUGCUCAGGAGUACCUCGGCUCUGAUGAGACCCUGGACACGCGUCAGCUGAUGCUCAAGAAGGCCGAGUGGGCUCGGAGCAUCAACGAUCCCAAGGCAGCUGCAGACUUUUACCUCCUGGCCGGUGAACCUCUGAAAGCAGUUGAGAUUGCAGGAAAACAGGGCUGGACUAACAUACUCGUUGAUCUGUCCCAGAGGCUGGACAAACGCGAGAAGGAGGCUCUUGCCAUGUGUGCUCGGUUGCUGGUGGGCCAGAAGCAGCAUAUGGCCGCUGCCGACGCUUUCCGAAGGAUUGGCGACACCGAAAGCUUGGUGAAGCUCCACGUUGAUGCAGGCCAGUGGGACGAGGCAUUCGCAGCUGUAGGGCAGAAUGCUGAACUUCGUGCCAAGAUUUGUGGUGACUAUGCAAACUGGCUGGCAGAGAAUGACCGUUUCGUUGACGCACAAAAAGCAUUCUAUGAGGCUGGUCGACAGGACGAGGCACUGAACGUACUGGAGCGCCUGACUCAGUAUGCCGUUGACGAGUGCCGAUUUCGUGAUGCUGGCUACUACUACUGGCUACUCUCUAGGCAAAUCCUAGAGUCUGCAAGCAGGGAGAGUGAUGCUGCAAGCAGAGAAGCACUGUUAAACCGUUCAGCCAAGCUUCAGGAUCUAGCUGACGUCUACUACAUUUACCACAAUGUUCACCGCUAUAUUGAAGAACCUUUCACGGCGUACCUGCCUGAAGCACUGUUCAACAUGUCCCGUUAUCUGUUCCACGAGCUCAUGGAUCAGUCAAUACGUGGAGUUUCACUGGUCGGUGUGCUCUACGCGCUGUCAAAGCAGAGCCGUAACCUCGGUGCCCACCGACUUGCCCGACACUGCUACGAACGGCUCCAGAACCUCCACGUGCCCAUCCGGUUCCGGGACACCCUGGACCUCGCUGCACUGACCGUUCGAUCAAAGCCCUUCAGUGAUGCCCAGGACCUGCUACCACUGUGCUAUCGCUGUUCCUCGACCAAUCCACUCAUCAAUCCACGUGGUCGUUGCUGCGUGAACUGUAACCAGCCGUUCGUCCACUCCUUCAUUGCAUUCGAGGUCCUUCCCUUGGUAGAAUUCAAACUGGCUGAGGGUAUCACAGACACUGAAGCACUGGAGAUCCUUGAAGGCAAGGCCAGGGUGACAAAAGAACAGAAGAAAAGCCGGCCAGAGUCACCAAGCCGCCAGAUCAUCAAUGGAUUUGAGACGUUGCAGAUAAACCACAGUGAUGCUGUGGAUGAAGACCCUUUCGCUUUCCAGCUUUCAAACUUGGAGGAACCAGAUGAAGGGGCUGGUGGCCUGCCGGUAAUUCUUGAUCAUGAAGCACUGGCCACGCUGGGACCCCGUGAUGUUGUUGUCUGCCAACAGCCCGCACCUCUGCGCUGCCGCUUCUACCGGAAUGUUGUUCCAGACGUCGUCGUCGUGUCGUGUCCAAGUUGUGCCAAGGUGUUUCACGGUGAUGACUUCGAGAUGCACACCCUCCAGACCAAUGCCUGCCCAUUCUGCAGAACGAAACUCGAGGAUGGCGGUGCCUAAACAGUUUGAAUAGGAGCACUGUUGCUACUGGGCUGGUCUAGUGGACCAGGACCAGUGGACGAGGACCAGUCAAGUUCAUGUGGUGGCUCAGCGUUCAUGGCAUCUUGCUGCUGAGCCCAAGGUCAUGGUUUCUAUUCUCAGUCACCGUGACCACAUUGUGAUGGUGGCAGGAUCCAAAACUGCUUCUGCAUAUAACUGUAGAUGCACAAUUGAAGACGCCCGCCUCAUGGAAAUCAAUCCGGAGCCUAUGAUGUCUAUUGUAGUACCUGUCGCCUUGGGGUGUUAAAACAUGCAAUCACUUGCGUGCUCAGCCAAUCGAUCGAUUUUAUCAAAUAAUCUAUUAACGGAAACUUUUGUUGCCUUUGCUGCUGGCACCUGCAGGUCUUUUCACAUUUGGAUGUAAUGACUAGUUGGCACCAUGUUUGCUGCCAGACUGUCUGGCUAUGCACCGGUAGAACCAAAGAGCCAAGGCGCAAGGCACUCACACACCCGGGCACUAUUUAAAACCGAUGCAGUUCAAAACUGGACUUGUGUACUCGAUUUGCACAAAAAUCUUGAGCCUUAAAGCAACUGAAAAUUUAGAAUUUAACAACAGUGCAGUUCUUUUUGAGUGCAAUAAUUUUUGCAUUUAUCUCCUCCUACUAACAAAGUUAGUGAUCUGCUAAAUGUGUUUCCUAAGAUGAUGUUUAUUUAUUUAUUUAUUUAUUUAUUUAUUUAUUUGUUUAUUUAUGGUAACUGCAACAUCAAAGAUAUCUAACUUAUCUUUGUUAAUAGUGUUAAACUACGUAACAUUUUAUUUCCGAGUGCCUGACAUUUCUUUUGUGAUGGGGCAAAUGCAAAAUGUUCUGGUGAACUAACCUCCUAGGAGGAACGACGAAAAUCACGUAAGAGGAAGCUUUAGCUCGGGCCCAACUCCGACGCGGCCUAUUCAAAUACAUGUAAAAACGCAAAAACGUUUUUCUGAGAUAACCCCUAGACCGAUUUUAAUGAAAUUUGUUGCAUUUGAGAGAGAAAGAUAAAUUCUAGUGACUGUUGGAAGCGGAAUUUUGAUUUAGGGCUUGAAUUUUGUUAAAGAGAUUUACAAAAUUUCAGAAGUUUGAAAAAAAUAGAAGCACGAAGUUUACAAACUAAUAGCUCUGCAUCAAGAACAGAUAUCGCGGUUCUGUAAACGGCAUCCAUUAGAUCAUUCAAAGCGGACAAAUUUCAUAUGUCAUUUUACAUCUUACGUGAGUUUGUUACGUUGUUUACGAGGGUUCUGCAAAAGUUGUAAUUACAUAUUAAUAAAUUUUUUGAGAUUCAUGUAUAAGAUGUCAAAUUUGUCCGCUUUAGAUGUGCUAUUAGGUACAAUCCACAGAAUUGCGAUAUCACCUAUUCUUGCUGAGUUACAGAGUUGUAAACUUGAUAGUUUCGUUUUCUGAAAAUUUGCGAUUUUUGCCAUUUUUUAAUAAAAAAUUGACGACCUAAAUCGAAAAUUCGAAACCAACAGUCACUAGAUUUUAAGUUUUUCUUUUACAUGCAACAAACCCCGUCAAAUUUGGUGCUGUGGUUGCCGAG
Molecule: messenger RNA, 7911 nt
Organism: Dermacentor andersoni
Lineage: Eukaryota; Metazoa; Arthropoda; Arachnida; Ixodida; Ixodidae
Source: RefSeq, a predicted model, not a curated record